Molecule: messenger RNA, 2874 nt
Organism: Prorocentrum cordatum
Lineage: Eukaryota; Dinophyceae; Prorocentrales; Prorocentraceae
Source: the annotation of a GenBank genome assembly
AGCCGUUCCGGCUCAACUGAGGGCCCGCCCUCCCGCACACGCUCGUGCGAUAGUUUUGCGAGUAGCGUGAGUGCUGUGCGGAAGGCGGUGUAAAGCGGAGAGUGGAGGGAAAGGGAGAGCCAUGGAGCCUCAGUCGAUCGGCAAGGUAGUUGGUUCAGAAAUGCGAAGCGAGGGGAGGGUGUCGGGACCUUCUCAGUCAGGCACACAGAAAGACCCGUCGGGAAGGGCGAAGAAAAAGAAGGAAAAUGCGCGUAGCACCAGUACAACGGCAGCAUCAGGAAGACAGCGACCUGGGGUUGACAGUCAGGAAGGACCUGGCAGUCAGGAGAUGGCUGACAGACAGGAGGUCAAUGAUCUGAGACUUCAGGUGGAGAGACUGGAAGAAUUGAUGGGGAAGUUGCAGCAGAGGCUCGAUUUGCAGGAGUCUCUCCUAACGCAGGCUGUUUCCGCCCUUCGAGGGGCUCAGAAGUCCUCACCAGAGAAGGGUCCAGAAGCCCAGAUCGGUGAGAAAGAUGGCUUUGAGAUGCCAAUACAAGCAGAGUUUGCUGGCGAGCCGCUGGUUUCAGAGAAGGUCGCCGAUGUCGAUGGCGACGCGGAGGAACCGCCCGCAAGACAAGACGUUUCAAGUAGGCACAUGCUUCGGAGGAACAUGACGACUGGCCAUUUUGACCAGCUCGUGGAAAAUAAGGUUGGUUGGGAAAAUUCGAUUUGGGACAUCUCGUUUUUCAUAGGCAUGAAGGAAGUAGACGUGGCCGGCUCAGUCUUCACAUUUUUGGUAUUGUUCCUAAAUUUGCUCAUCCAGUUCGUUUUUAUAAACAUCGUUGAACAGAGUUUCACCAGCAGCAGCUUCAGUGACGCGACGAUCGCCGCCUUCAAGAAGUGGCGCUUGAAUUUUGGACAUGAUGCGUCACACCUCGACAGCUCUUUCGUGUCCCUCGCCAGUCGCCUUUGUAGCGAGGACAGGUCGCUAGAGAUGUCCGGCGAGCAGGCAAGGGCAUUGUCUCUUAUCCAGAAUUACAUCCCGACAGACGAGGGGAAACACCUUGUAUUCUUUGGGAGUCAAGUUGGCCCAGUAUUUUGCAUUUUGUGCAUCACCCUCUGGGUUCUGACGACAUCUUCGGAAUUGCAGCGCAUCGUGUCGCAAUGCCGGGCCCUCCUGAUGCUACCGAGAACUCAUGGAAUUCGGUCCGGCACGGUGGUGAAGCAGAAGCCGAAAGGUGGUUGGACGUUGGUGUCGUUGUGCCCUGUCCGGAUCGGCAUAUUUUUCAUAGUUCAAUUGUUCCGCAUUUGGAUCGCGGCAUGGCUCACAAAAGCGGGGAUCCAGUUUUUGGUAUACACCACAAGUCUCAGAGAAUUGGUGCUCAAGGCAGUAGGAUUGAAGUUUGUCCUCACUGUGGACGAGUUGCUGGCACAGGCUCUUGCGCCGACGCAGGCAGUCAAGUUCGUCCAGCUACUAGACCCGAUGAAGGGGCCAAAGCGGGCGUCAUGGCGUGGCCUCGAUCGCCGCACUUUCUGCUCCGCCAUUGGCAUUCUUGUCGUCAUAGGAACCGUGGUGCCACUCUGGCUUGCACCAGAGAUCUCGCGCUUGGAGCAGGCGCGUGAUGCUUUGUGUGCAGGCGAUACCCAAUUCGUAACGACUCCUUCGACGUACCCACCCUACACAUGGUGGGCUAAGUCCGUAGCGCCAGACACGGAAAGCAUUACUAGGGAUGCGAGCGGUGUAUGGGACGUUGCCGACGACGGACAAGGAUUGUCUUUCGAUUACCGUUUCAGCCAUAGGAUGACAGCGAGGAUUAUCAGGACGGAUCUUGCAGAAGAAGCGAUAGAUAUGAAGAACCCAUCUAUUCUCGGUUCUGCAUGGUCCUUGAAAGCGAUGGAGAGUUGGGGUGUUGCCAAAGGUGUAAAUCGUUUCAAUUUCUAUUGCGAAGAUGGUGCGGGCUACGGCGACAUCAAGAAUGCGCCAAUGUGGUAUCAAAGUGCACUGGAUGACUUCUUUGAGAAACCUAUUCGCAGCUGCGCUGCGGCAGCAGAGUUUUGUCAUAACGACACUGCAGCCGGAGUUUGCGCGCGGUCGUGGUGCCCAGUAACGUGCGGUUGCAGAUCCCCGAGCUCAGACCUUAUCUUGAAGGACACUGAAAGCGGAUGCCCUGCCCCUUGCAAGGAUCACCCCUUGUAUGUGGCGGAGCUUGCGAGCGCUUCUUGUGUUGAGAGGGCGCCAGAGGUGAUUACACAAGCCAGCGAUUGGCAAGCGUUCAUGGCGAAUCUAGAGGUGGCCGCGACGGAUUGGACUCCAGGGGGCAUUGAGUUUGCCAAAACCAUUACAGGGACCAUGGGUGCCUAUGGAUGCGGCGCAGUCACAAUUCUGAAGGAGAGCUUCGACAUGUGCAGGGAGGGAGACAACUACAAACCAAUCCCCAUGAAGACCUUGCGUUUCAUGUGCCCUCAGACCUGCAACUGUACGCCUGACAUGUUUGACUGUCCUUCUUCCAUCGCCUGCAAUGCGACGGUGUAGGUGGAACACCCACCACAGAGAUUGUGGAGUUCUCACGGUUGUGGCGGCUUGCCACCCAUCGUUUUUCUUGAUGAGGUCCGCAGUGGCCUCUACGCUGGCGAGAUGCUUUCCCCCACCGUUUUUCCUGAGAAGUUCCGCAGUGGGUUUUUUCCCGCUCGUAAGAUCCACAACGCUUCGCGUUCACUCGGCCAGACGGGCUGUCCCCUGCUCCUGUGGAUGUUCCUCUUCCGCGCAGCUUCGAGGGGCAGCCUGUUUCCCCGGCCCUCUUGAGCGGCCCCAUCCGGGGGCCCCCUCGUGCCGCCGCGAGGCUCUACUCGGGGCCAACUCGGGCCGUCUUGCGGGGCUCUGGGUGCUUUCUUGGG